This is a messenger RNA of Paramormyrops kingsleyae, 1074 nucleotides long. NCBI's taxonomy places the organism in Eukaryota, Metazoa, Chordata, Actinopteri, Osteoglossiformes, Mormyridae. The record is from RefSeq and is a predicted model, not a curated record.
CCAGCUAAUACAACCCCCCCAAUAAUCAUGUUUCCCCCGCAAUGGGUGGAAACCUCAACCCCUCCAAUGUUCCAGCCAAAGUUACGCCCUUGCCCUAAAUGCAACUUAAGUUCAUGAUUCACCUUUUCUGUAUGAACAGGUAUAACCACUCAACCCAUUACGAUGAGUUGUAUCCGUGAGCAUUUGCAUUGUGUACCAUUAUCUCCCCGUUUUACCCAGAAUACUUGCAUCUCCUUCAGAGUUCAUCCGUGUGCGAGCGAUUCCCGAUCACCUACCCGCUAAGCGUGAUCACCGGUCCCCCGGUGUGAGUGUGAGUCUCCGCUUUCCGAGCCUUCAACCCCCCGGGAGAGACCAAUCGGCUUUUCACGACUUGACAAUUUCCCCUGUGGUUAUUUGGAAAAAACACAUAAAUUUCGGAGCCAUUAUUUUAAAGGACUCACAGGAUCUGAAUUUCAACUAGACGUCAAAAAGAAGAGACAAUGGCUACUGUGAAAGAGAAACUCUUGCUGGAGAUAAACCCUGGCCGGGAGGCAGGAAUAGCCAGCAAGGUGACCGUAGUGGGGGUGGGUAAGGUGGGCAUGGCAUGUGCUUUCAGCAUCCUGCAGGCGAAUAUUGCUGAUUGUGUCACCCUGAUUGACAUGAUGGGGGACAAAGUACAAGGUGAGGUGAUGGAUCUGCAGCAUGGCAGCCUCUUCCUGAAAACUCCAAAGAUCACAGCAGCAAAGGAGUACUUGGAGACUGCCAACUCCAAGCUCUGUGUCAUCACAGCAGGGGUGCGUCAGAGGGUAGGAGAGAGUCGCCUGGACCUAGUCCACAGGAAUGUGGAGGUAUUCAAACAGAUCAUCCCUCAGCUGGUUCAGCACAGUCCUGAGGCCAUCCUCCUCGUAGUUUCCAAUCCAGUGGACAUCCUGACGUACGUGGCCUGGAAGCUGAGCGGCUUCCCCCAACACCGAGUCAUUGGAAGCGGCACCAACCUGGACUCCGCCCGAUUCCGCUUCCUACUGGCUGAGAAACUGCAGAUGAGCCCCAGCAGUGUGCACGGUUACAUCAUCGGGGAGCACGGCGACUCCAGUG